Messenger RNA from Sipha flava (yellow sugarcane aphid), 514 nucleotides. It is a transcript of the gene RpS25, whose product is annotated as 40S ribosomal protein S25. Lineage: Eukaryota; Metazoa; Arthropoda; Insecta; Hemiptera; Aphididae. The coding region runs from base 109 to 459 and encodes 116 amino acids. The transcript is spliced from 4 exons. Gene Ontology annotation, molecular function: structural constituent of ribosome. The record is from RefSeq and is a predicted model, not a curated record. Gene Ontology annotation, cellular component: cytosolic small ribosomal subunit.
CUCUCAUACAUCGUCCGUCACUUGUUUUUGCUUCUUUUUGAGUAAAAUUGAGCAUUGUUGGUGUGUGUAUUUGAGAUUCAAUUUUUUUUAGGGUUACACUAAGGAAAUAUGCCGCCUAAGAAAGACGCAAAGGGCUCGUCCAAGCAGCCCCAAAAAACCCAAAAGAAAAAAGAAGGAGGAUCUGGUGGCAAAGCCAAAAAGAAGAAGUGGUCCAAAGGAAAGGUUCGUGAUAAGUUGAAUAAUCAAGUAUUGUUCGACAAAGCAUCUUAUGACAAAUUACUGAAAGAAGUUCCAUCGUACAAACUUAUUACCCCAUCUGUUGUUAGUGAACGUUUGAAGGUUCGUGGAUCAUUAGCAAGAAAAGCUUUGGAUGAGCUCCGCCAAAAAGGUCUUAUCAAACAAGUAAUACAACACCAUGCCCAAGUAAUAUAUACAAGGGUAACAAAGGGAGAUGAAUAAGAAUGUUUUUGUAUAAUAAUUAUUUUAUUAAAUAUAAAAAACUGUAAAAAAAAUA